Vigna radiata var. radiata (mung bean) is the source of this 1763-nucleotide messenger RNA. RefSeq names its product probable serine/threonine-protein kinase PBL21. The record is from RefSeq and is a predicted model, not a curated record. The transcript is spliced from 6 exons. Gene Ontology annotation, biological process: protein phosphorylation. Lineage: Eukaryota; Viridiplantae; Streptophyta; Magnoliopsida; Fabales; Fabaceae. Bases 307 to 1431 code for a protein of 374 amino acids. Gene Ontology annotation, molecular function: protein kinase activity; ATP binding.
AAGUAAAACCAUAUUCAGAUUGUUUCAUACGCAUCUUAAAUUUUAUCUUCCAGAAACGGCAUUUUGCAUUCUCUUUGAAUUUUGCGGAUCUUGUUAUUAUUUUUAUUCUUAUUUAAUAGAUUUAAUAUUUAAUAUUACUAUACUUUCCAUAAUUAUUAUUAUUUUGGGGACUGGGCUCAGUGAUCCCUAGAGAGGGGAAUCGGAAAUGCAGAACAUCCUCUCUCUGAUUCACUCCUUCGGAUCUUGUUUCUUCUUAAUUGCUGUUAUUUGUUAUUCAGUUUAAACGAAAUUGAGUUCUCUGUAGCUAUGAGUUGUUUUUCGUGCUUUGUUUCUCGCCGGAAAGAUGUGAGGAGGGUUGAAAUUGACAAUGGCACUCGAUCUGCUACUGCUGCUUCCUCGGAGGGUGAAAGGAAGAGAGAAUCGUCAGAGGCAAAGGGGAAGAGUGUGAGUAGUGGUAAAGGAAGUACCGCAGCGGCUAGUUUUGGUUUCCGCGAACUCGCUGCGGCGACGAGGGGUUUCAAGGAAGUGAACUUAAUUGGGGAAGGUGGUUUUGGAAGGGUUUACAAAGGUCGACUUUCAACGGGCGAGCUUGUUGCCGUGAAACAAUUGAGCCAUGAUGGUCGACAAGGUUUUCAGGAAUUCGUGACAGAGGUUCUUAUGUUGAGCUUGCUGCACCAUUCUAAUCUUGUGAAGUUAAUUGGCUACUGCACGGAUGGAGAUCAGAGGCUUUUGGUUUAUGAGUACAUGCCCAUGGGUUCACUGGAAGAUCAUCUUUUUGAUCCGACCCAAGACAAAGAACCUCUAAGUUGGAGUUCUCGAAUGAAGAUUGCUGUCGGAGCUGCUCGUGGCCUCGAGUAUCUCCAUUGUAAAGCAGAUCCACCUGUUAUUUACAGAGACUUGAAAUCUGCUAACAUCUUGUUAGAUAAUGAAUUCAAUCCAAAACUAUCAGAUUUUGGGCUUGCUAAACUUGGACCUGUUGGAGACAAUACCCAUGUUUCAACCAGAGUGAUGGGAACAUAUGGCUACUGUGCACCUGAGUAUGCCAUGAGCGGCAAAUUAACUCUUAAAUCUGAUAUCUACAGCUUUGGUGUGGUUUUGUUGGAGUUGAUCACUGGACGUAGAGCAAUAGAUACCAGUAGAAAGCCAGGAGAGCAAAACUUGGUUUCGUGGUCUCGUCCAUAUUUUAGUGACCGGAGAAAGUUUGUGCAUAUGGUUGACCCUCUUUUACAAGGCAACUUCCCCUUGCGGUGUUUGCAUCAGGCAAUUGCUAUAACUGCCAUGUGUCUCCAGGAGCAACCAAAAUUCCGUCCACUUAUUGGUGAUAUUGUAGUUGCACUGGAAUACCUAGCUUCUCAGAGUAUUACUGAAGUGCAUAGACAUGGUGGGCGCAGCUCACCGCAACAACCAUCUUCGGAAAUGGACAGAAAUUAAUAUUGACAGGCUUAAACAUCCUCGAGUCACCUCUGACACGCAUCUUGUCUUUUCAACCAAGUGAGAAAGGGUGGAGGUGAAGAGUGUUUUUACUUGUUGCUUUUGGAGGUGAAGGUAUAAAAUGAAGGGUAUUUAUUUUUUAUAUAUUUUAGUUGAUAGAGAGGGAAUAUUAAUGCUUCCAAAAUCUUCUUUAUUCUUUGGUGUUGUUUAAGUAUAUAGAUUAGCUUGUACAUAUGUUCGUCUACGAUCCUUCUUUCUGUCUGUUGUGAAAGAACACCACUUGUAUGUUUAAAAGUGCACCUUUUUGUUAUAAUGGACAAGUGAUUACCCAA